Messenger RNA from Amoebophrya sp. A25, 4652 nucleotides. NCBI's taxonomy places the organism in Eukaryota, Dinophyceae, Syndiniales, Amoebophryaceae. The record is from the annotation of a GenBank genome assembly.
UAGCACAGCAAAUCAGGUCGGAGAGUGAGAGACUGUGACUGACAGAUCCAACCACGACGCAUGAUAUACAAUUACGAAGGGUGUGAAAAGUUAUUGCUCUGUGUGGCAAUGUCGAUGGAGCGAGAGAGUCUUAAAAACGAGAGCGUGAGAAGUCGCCGAAUGAGUUUUUUCAUCCUCUUUGUUACGAAAAGUAAAACUCGUCUUAUACAGCCUUCUGUUAAUUAGAGCACAGGAUUCGUAUUCUCCAACUCCACUGUAGUGUGUACAAUAAUGAUUGGCUGUUUUUAUAACCCUCCACCUAUCAUUGUUGGUUUAUUUUUCGAGUGAAAUAGUAGACCACUCACUGUCACAACGAAGUAUUCAACUUAGUCGUCCUAAGUCGAGAUAGCUCUGAAUUUACUCUAUUCAUUUCGUUAACGAGUGAGUUAACAACUAAUAAUCCUAAGGUCCUCGCCUCGAACUCGUCGAUGUCGUAUUCGAUGAAUAAAGAUACUCUUUUGAUGUCUGGAGUGUGGUAUACAACUACUACCUUGUUUAGCUGCACCAGUUUGAGAUGAGUUGGGUUCCUCUUUCAUUCUAGCCACAGUGUUCGAGUUCGUAAGAAUAGGAGACCACCUUGAAUGGUUCCGGGAUUUGGUAGCCUGAUUUUGAUCAUAAGGGAAAACAAGGAGAGAAUCCUUGUGAUCAAAUUCAGGUUACCAAAUACCGGAACCAUUCAGACCUCCUCGAUCAACAAAUAACUCAGAGACCUCCUCGAUCAUAACUCAUCUCCAGAUCCCUCGAAAUUAGUAAUGGACGAUCCGUGUCAGUGUGAUCACGUCGCGCAAAAUCUAGGCUGAAAUAGUCCUCUUUCAUAAUACAGGCCUAGUUGUACUACUCAGACUACACUUGAUGAUAAUUAUCCUUUUCUCUUUUCUAUCUUCCUCUGGUCAUUCUUUUUUCUAGUUAGGUCCGUCGGCUCCACCACAACUAUAACAAUACAGCAACAAGUUUUAACAGUCUUCCUUAUAUCGUCCUUACCUUCUAUAUCGCUCAGGAAGAGGACCAGGUGACUACUAGAAGCGACAAUUUACAGCGACAACCUUUUGGAGUUCUCGUUGGAGUUCUACUCGUUCGAGCGUGCAACUUCAUAGUUCAUACUAUUGAGAUGAAUAACUAAGUGCCUACCGACGACUUCAACAUCAAACUGAUACCCUCCCAAGCCAAGCUCACGAAAUCGGCAUAACUAUGUUGUUGACAACAUCUACAAGUACUACUCCUACAGCAAUACACAUACAGCGAGAACAAGAUGAAUGAAUGACCUCUACGUCUACUAAACUAAGAUAACAAAAAUGUGAUAGUGAUUAGUUUUUAAUUUCCUGAUAAAGAUCUUUUUCUAGCAUAUUAUUAUAAUUAAUAGAACAAAAUGGUGAUCGAUCGAGGGGACGGCAACAAUAACCGGAAGCGCAUCCGGGGCACAAGAGGGCAUUAUUAUCCUCCCAGUCAGCGCGGCUACGGCGACGAUGAGCCACCAUGGGGAGCACAGCUUGCACAUAUUCUCAACACAACAGAUCCGCUCACACUAAAGCAAAACCUACAGGAAGUGGAGAUGGCAAGCGACGGAAAUUGCCUGUUCAGGUCAGUGUCGGAUCAGAUGUGUAUGGCUCAACAAGGAUGAAGAAGAUUUUUUCUGCUCUUCGUCUUCUUACAUUCACCUCUAUCAAUUCGAGUACCUACUACUACUAAUACUACUACUUGUACAUGAUGUACAAGUAACAAUUGACUUAAUUAUAACCUUCGUCAUCUUGUAACUUCUACUGAUUUAUAUUAGAAGGAGGCACUGAAAUGGAAAUCCCCUUAAGCAAGGCUCCCUGCUGCCUACGCCCCCCUUUCAUACCCAACCUCCGCGACGACUACCACGACGUCAUCCGCGACAAGUGCCUCGAGUACAUUCGUGCCGAACGAAGCUACUUCAAAGACUUCAUUACAGAAGACUUCGAGUCUUACGUACAGAGACGGCAGCAGCCAGGCGAAUGGGGUGACGAUGUGGAGCUACAGGCUUUGGGCGAAAUCUACGACUCAGCGAUCGAAAUCUACACGCCAGAUGGCAACUUGCAAAAAACCUUCCACGAAAUAAGGGAUCAAAUGCCAAUCCCGCCAAGGGAUUUUCUGUUCGGCAGUGCUGGAGGUGGAGGCUUACCAGAACAGCAGAUGGCGUUGCUUGGAGGAGGUAAUCAGAAGAUGGGCGCAGCGAGUAGUAGCUCGGCCACAGGUGGAUUUUCUAGUAGAAAUGGUGCUGGUGGUCCUUGUGUAGCAGGUGGUCAAGGUUCAUCUCGACAAGGUAGAAGUUUGUUGAAUGACGAUGAUGAGGCUGAGGGGAAUGAAGAAAACAACUACAGCAAUUACCAAGUUGCUAAUACUGCUCUAGUCCCUCGGAUUGCUGUACCAGCGCAUCAGGCAAGUGGGGUCGCUUCACACCCCUACAGCUUUGCUACUAGUUCUGGCGGGGGCGCGAGCUCAUCAACCAGUGGCUCUUCAGCUAAUGCCCACUAUUAUCAUGCAGCACCGACAUCUUCAACAUCCCACGGGGAUCUUCCGUCCUCUCAUGGUCCUCUUCGCAACGCCCGAACAGUAAUCCGCCUAGUCUACCGAGGACAGAGCCACUACAACAGUUUGCGGGACUUGAGGCUUGCCAGGCUACCGCAGAUCUUGCUUGUUAGAGAAAGAUACUUGGCGAAAUUAGGGUGGCCUCAGACUGGGAUACAGCGGACGCUAGUUCCAGGGACUUUGGAGGACCUACUGCUAGAUCAUCCAAAAAUGCGUCCUAGAAAUUUCUUAGCCGCUACAACUGGUAUAAUUGGUGGAAAUAAAAGUAGUUUUAGUUCUCCUCUCAACACGAUGAUGAACAAUACAUAUCCAACUAGUGCUGGUGCGCCCGCAGGAGGAGCACUAGCGAAUACAGAAGGAGCCUCGUCUUCGGCGAGUCGUGCAGCAAGUGACAUCCAACAACAAGAAGAACAGGACGUAGUGCGAGAGUCUUUAAGGACUUUGGAGGAAGACGAGGAUAGAGAGUUGCGGGAAGCAUUGGCUUUGAGUGUCUCUGAAUUACCUUUCGCUGCCGGGCCACUCUCUUCUUGUGCUCCUGUAGCUUCUGCGAAUAAAAGCGGCGGCGCAAGUUUUGCGACGCCAGGAGCAGCGUCGGCAUCUAGUGCUACAACUUCAGAUGUGCUGAAAAUGCCGCUUCUAGCUAGAAUAGAUGAUGAGAAUUAAGGCUGUACCUAAUACAUCUUUGGGCGCAUCCUUGAAGAAACAUAUGGAGGAGUAUCCACCCAAGGAAAAAAUACUCCCCCAUACUUUUCAAGGAUGCACUUGAAAGAGGAUGAAUUACGGACAGCUCUAAGAGAAGUCGGCAUCUUCGCAUUCCGCGCAAGGAGGUGGUGGCGCAUCGUCAGGUGCUGCGUCUUUUACAACUGACGACGAGUUGUUGCAGCAAGCGCUGCUUCUGAGUAUCCAGAAAGACCAGACUGACCAAGUUGGAAGUACUAGAGAACAAGGAGUAGACGAGCAGGCACCAAAAGCAGCAACAUCCUCUUCGUCAAACCCCAAAAACACCCCCGCCGUACAACCAGCCCCAGCUCCUGCCGCCCCAGCUGUUGAACUCCCUGAAGCUGUUAUCCAGUGCGUAUCCUUGGGAGUUUCCUUAGAGGCGGCGUGGAAGGCCUACAGCUUCACAGGUGACAGCGUUGAUCAGAUGAUUCUCUUUCUAAGCAGUACUGGACAACUCUGACGAUGUUGAAUGGGUCGACGUGAAAACCUUUUUAUUACUUCUAGGGUGCUGUUCAUCAGGUUACUUACUACAAUAGCAGUCUUCACCCACUAGUAGCCCUAGUAGAACAAUCUGUACAACUACAACAUCUUACUAGUGGUCUUUUGUGAAUCAUUGCCAUGGCGCAGAAGGAGAACAAGAAAAAUGCGCGAAGACCUUCGUUUAAGAUGAGUAGACGGUGUUCCAGUACCUGCACCAGUAAAUAAACAAUGCAUUGAGUGGUUUUCUUUUGCUUGUGAUUCUUCAAGUAUAGUCGAGGUCGACGAAGAUGAAGAACAUGAUGAAGAACAUGUGUGAGUAUCAUUUAAACUUAAUUACUAUUGCCCUCUAUACUUACUUGUUUUUAGCAAGUUCAGCUUGUUCAUCGUCAUGCCUAGUAGUAUUAAGAUUGCUCUACAUGUACAUUCUUCAAAGUAGAGUUCAUAGGAGGUGUACUAGAACAAGGUGGAAUAGAAGUUGAGGUAGCCUCCUAAAAGCUUGCUGUUGACUUUCUGCUACUCAUCAUGGUGUGAAUUUUGCCGCCGUCGCACUUAUGAGUUUGUACUAUGGUACGCCAUUUGUAUCCUGCGCCUAUUCCUACAACUAUUUUCCGCUUUAAUUCUUGACAACUUUUUUGAUCAUUCCCCUUCCACUGCUGGCGUUGUCAGAGGAGCCAGUCCUUCGGGUCCGGCCGGGCUUAGUUUUGACCCCCCCCAAAAAAACUGAGAAUGACCCCCAGCACUUAUAUCUUUAUAACUACAGCAAUCAUGUGAUCGUUAUCAAAAUGACGUGAAGAAGGAGAUGAUCAAAAAAGAACUGCUUCUGCUGAAAAUGAAUCUUCUCAAUCUAUUUCCCUGCUUUACAAUAG